GUUGGCAUCGAGCUGCAAAUUAAAUUAGAUUUGUGAUUGAAUUUUGAUAUUAUUUUGUUAAUAUUUAUGAACAUGAAAGGUUUAAUUUGGAUUUUUGCAUUAUUAUUCAUUUCACAAGUUGGAUGUAGUUAUGAUGAGGGCGAAAAUGUUGAUUCCCAAGAAGAAGACUAUUCAUCUCCACAAUCUACUGUAGAUGAACACAAUGUUCAGGUUACAGAAAAUCGUUUGGCUGCUCAACUUUUUGCUGUGUUGGAGCAUUAUAAACAACCAGACCCAGUUGGUUUACCUAAUGUUCCGAUUCCUGAUCCCAUGAAGGUACCUGAUAUGGUGAAGAGUUUAGGAAUGGCAACACUUAGAAUGAAGAACGUACAAGCACAUGGUCUUUCUCAAUUCAGAAUCAAAUAUUUAAAUGCUGACCUUAAGGAAAUGAAGGUCGAUGCUGGAAUUCAGUUGGAUACUAUGACUGUUAAGGGAUCAUAUACAUUAAGCUCAGUUUUUUCCUCAGCCCAAGGUCCAUUUACAGUAGUUUUGAAGAAUGUCAUGGCAAAGGCAGUUGCCACACUUGAAGUGCAAAAUGAUGGACAUCUAACAACCGAACAAAUAAACAUGGACCUAACAUUCUCAGAUAUGACAAUGGAUUUCCAAAACUUGGGAUUUUUGGGUGCCGUCUUUCAAAGCGUUAUAAACUCAGCUCCUAAUUUGGUGUUUGAUGCUUUGAAGCCUCUUAUGCUGAAAGAAGCCGACACUCAACUUCGUGAAGAAAUAAAUAAUAACAUCAAGAAUUUAAUGGGUGACCGGAAGCUUCCCAACUCAAUUUCUCCAUUAGAUAUGGCAAUUGCUGAGGGUCGAAAAAAAGUAAGGGCUAUGGGCUACGAUCCUUACCACGUCCAAGACUAUAACCGAACGGUUGGAAUCUUUUCGAUGCAAAUGGUCAACACUUGGAUAACUGGUGUAUCAUCUUUCUACCGAAUCGGUGAAAUGAUAGUUGCAAUGGAGAAUAAUACAGUUUCACUAUGUUUCCAAGUAGGAACUCAAAAGAUAAGUGGUGCAACUCAAUGGGAAGUAGGAUUCGGAAUAGGAUUUGUAUCGCGAAUUGGUCACGCACAGUUUAUUGUUCAACACAUUAAAGCAACAGUAAAUGUCAGUCAAGCUUUGGAUACUCGGCAAAAACCACAAAUAAACGAUCUUCAGAUAGAUCUUGGAAAUAUUCAAGUCCAUUGUGAUGGAGCUGGAACUGUCGACUACGUAAUGGAGUUCUUAGUAAAUGUAUUACCAAAUAUGUUGCGAUAUCAAAUAAUGGAUGCCAUCGAGAAUCCUAUAAAAACGCGUAUUCAAGAGAAGUUCAACCAAAUUGAUGUAGAACGAGCUAUAAAAGAUAAUUUUCAUAAAUUCCAAAAAUCUGGAAAUGAUUUUUCUUUUGAUUUUAAACUGUAGUUUAAGUUUUUUUUAUAAAAUGUAUAUACAUAUUACCAACAUUUAGGUAACUAUUCAAAAAUGUAAUUUGUGAUUGAAUAAACUAAAUUUUUUGCGUUUAAUAUAUA
This is a messenger RNA of Episyrphus balteatus (marmalade hoverfly), 1541 nucleotides long. RefSeq lists its product as uncharacterized. The transcript has 3 exons. The record is from RefSeq and is a predicted model, not a curated record. Gene Ontology annotation, molecular function: lipid binding. The coding region runs from base 67 to 1434 and encodes 455 amino acids. Lineage: Eukaryota; Metazoa; Arthropoda; Insecta; Diptera; Syrphidae.